AUGGCCUCUCGUGUACCAUCCUACAUUCGCACCACCGCCAAAGCAGCGUCUGCCAUCAGACGUGUUCCCAUCACCAACACCGCUCAGAAUGCUUCCUCUUUGAAGCUCCGGCCCAUCCACAUCCCCACGGACAAUCAGGGGUCUCUGGGGCCUCGUCCAGCAUGGGGUGCCGGCGCGGAGGUACCUCAGACUGUCGUUCCAGUAGUUGGCGGUGGUGGUAGUGCUGCUGAGGAUGUCGCUGGGCAUCAGAUACCACAGCAGCAGCCACAAAGAGCCCUCGAUAGACUGCCAAACAGGGAUCUUCUCCGCAGCAUUGCCAUCCAGACUGCUAUGUCCCGCCCCUUCCUCAUGGAUAUUGCCUCUAGCCUGCUCAAGUCGAACCUCAAAGUUAUCACGGGCAAUCCGGUCCUGAACUAUCUUCUCGACAACAUCUUCUAUGCCCAGUUCUGUGCCGGCCGUAACGAGGCUGAAGUCAGACAGACCGUCUCAGGGCUCAAGGCCAUGGGAUACCGCGGUGCCAUUCUCUCUUACGCCAAGGAGGUCGACACACACCACAAUAUCGACCAGACAGGCACCCCGGCCGAGAUGGAGGCCCUGCACCGCAAGCAGGUCGCCCAGUGGCUCGAUGGCACCCUCAAAACCAUCCAGUACUCCAGCUCUGGUGAUCUCAUUGCUAUCAAGUACUCUGGUGCCGGGCAGGGGGCUGUCCAACUCCUCGAGCAGGGGGCAGACAUCGACCCUGUCCUUGCCGAUGCUCUUGAGCAAAUUUGUGUCCAGGCGAAGCAGAACAACGUCAGAGUUUGCGUUGAUGCCGAGCACUACUCCCAGAAGAAGAGUAUCGAUGCCUGGACCAUGGACCUCAUGCAGAGAUACAACACGGAUGGUGAGACCGUCAUCUACAACACAUAUCAGAUGUACCUCAAGGAUUCUCCAGCUACCCUGGCCAUGCACCUGCAGCGAGCCAAGCAAGAAGGAUUCACCCUCGGUGUCAAGCUUGUGCGAGGCGCAUACAUCAACUCCGACCCUCGCCAUGUCAUCUUCGAUACCAAGGAGCAGACCGAUAAUGCCUUUGAUGAAGCCGCUCAUAUGCUGGCCACCCAGCACAUCGAAGACCACUCAGCUCCCAAGAUAAGCUUGGUGCUCGCCAGUCACAACAAGGAGAGCACUAACAAGAUCCGUGCCUUACGCCAGGACCAGAUCCGCCAUGGUCUUCCCCUUGCUGACGUCGUCUACUCCCAGCUCAUGGGAAUGGCCGAUGAACUCUCCAUGAGCAUCACCCAGUCCACCAGCGAGGUUGAUGAGGAUGCCCAGGUGUACAAGUACGUCGUCUGGGGCUCCACCGAGGAGUGUGUCAUGUACCUCCUUCGUCGCGCAGAAGAGAACCGAGAUGCCAUCGAACGCUCAACUGCCAGUCAGACUGCCCUUUGGAAGGAACUCCGAAGCCGACUUGCCUUCUGA
Messenger RNA from Trichophyton benhamiae CBS 112371, 1458 nucleotides. Its product is annotated as proline oxidase Put1, putative. Bases 1 to 1458 code for a protein of 485 amino acids. Lineage: Eukaryota; Fungi; Ascomycota; Eurotiomycetes; Onygenales; Arthrodermataceae. Gene Ontology annotation, cellular component: mitochondrion. The record is from RefSeq and is a predicted model, not a curated record. Gene Ontology annotation, molecular function: FAD binding; proline dehydrogenase activity. The transcript is spliced from 2 exons.